Messenger RNA from Triplophysa dalaica, 3614 nucleotides. RefSeq lists its product as uncharacterized. The record is from RefSeq and is a predicted model, not a curated record. Gene Ontology annotation, biological process: cellular response to lipopolysaccharide; negative regulation of T cell proliferation; T cell costimulation. NCBI's taxonomy places the organism in Eukaryota, Metazoa, Chordata, Actinopteri, Cypriniformes, Nemacheilidae. The coding region runs from base 624 to 2621 and encodes 665 amino acids. Gene Ontology annotation, cellular component: external side of plasma membrane. The transcript is spliced from 18 exons.
AUUACUGCCUGAACAAUGUCAUCAAUGUUUAUAUAUGUGAAGUUUGAAAUAAGAUAAAAUUAUAUUAUUAGGUAGUUAUGAGUUUCUGAGUGGCCACGGUUGAAUUUAAAGAAAAGUCACUUCGUUCUCAUAAUUUGUUAAAUAAUUACAAAAGCAGGCGAAAUUGACAUACGUGCUACUUCAAGAACAACACUAGCGGAAAGCACAUUGUAAAUGCUUAUAUGUUUGCCUUUGAGAAUUGUAAAUUAUUAAUGUUGUUUAUUUAAUGACUUUUUUAUGUAAGCUUGUUUAUAUGUUAUUAACAACAAAAAUAAAAAAUAAAAAACAACACUAGCGGAAGUGUAGCGGAUCAGUGCAUUGUGGUCAUUGUAGUUUGUGGAUGCUUUUUGAUAACUUGUUAAAUUAAGUGUAAAUGUAUUUCUCUCGAUUUUACGUUAGAUCAGAGGUUCACUGGUGCUGUGUGUGCAACACAGGUCACCCAGCAGCUAUGUAGACAAAAGAGUGCAAAAUUCCUCCUUAAGACCCAUCCUCUAACGAUAAAAUCAAAAGCGAAAGUAAAAUGGUCCGUUAAUAUGUGGACUAUGCGUCUGCUCAUAAACGUUUUAUGAUAAUCAAUUGUUGACAUGAUUGUUUGGUGUUUUAUAUAUUUUAAGAUGUAUCUGCUUUGCUGUAUUUUCAUAUCAGUAUUUCUGGGGCUUGGUGACGGUUUCAUGGUGAAAGGUCCAUCAGGUCCUCUGGUUGUUCCUCUGGGAGGUUCAGUUCUUCUGCCCUGUUCUGUUGAUUCACUCUCAUCACUGACGGAUCUGGAGGUGCAAUGGAAAAUAUCAGACUCACAGACUCUCAUUCAUCUGUAUCAAGAUGGAGAUAUUAGACCAGAAGUCCAGCAUGAGGAUGUUUUUGGUAGAGCUCAUUUCUUUACUGACGACAUUAAAUAUGGAAAUUUCUCUCUCCUGUUGAAGAUGGUGAGAGCUGAAGAUGAAGGACAAUACACAUGUACAGUUCACAGUGGACAAGAGUCUAAUACAACUGUGGUGGAAAUUCAACAUGUUGAGCGAUUGAUAGUGUCUGGAUCAGAUCAGUCUUUAUCAGUGUAUGUUGGUGAAGAUGUGACUCUGAACUGCUCUGUGGACUCUCACAUCCCACCUGAACACAUUGAAGAGGUUUCAUGGAAGAAAAGAGUUAAUGAUGAACACAUCAUAGUUCUGCUCUAUGAAAGCAAUAAAACUCUAUUAGACGCAUCAGAUGAGCAAUACAGAGACAGAGUUGAGUUCUUCAGUGAUGAAAUCCACAGAGGAAACUUCUCUCUCAGACUGAAGAGAGUCAGAACUGAAGAUAAAGGACUUUACAUGUGUCAAGUGUUUGCUGGACGAUUCUCAGACAACACGACUGUUAUACUGGAACAACUGGGUUUCUCAUCUUUACACAUAAUUGUGUUGAUUUUGUGUAUCUCUGCAUGUGGAUUUGCUCUUGUGAUCUGCUCUCGCAUCUACUGCAUAUCAAACAACACAGGCACCAGAGGGACACUCUGGAAGCUUCAGGUUUAUCUUGUUGUUUGUCCAAACCUCUGUGUUUUCUUUGCCUUCCUCUUGUGGGGUUUUAUUGAGGGAUUUGUGAAUGAGACGGUCACUUGCUGUGCUCUUUAUAUUCUGAGAACUGUUAUGUUGUUCUGGGCGGUACGCUUUUUAAAGUAUCUUCAAGGCAGACAUAAAACAUGGAUCAGGUUUUUCAAUGUUCCAAGAGAACUUGCUGUUUUCACAAUCAUUGUUUAUUCAGUUUUCUUUGCCCAUGGCUGGAAAAUCAGCGCACAUGACGCAAGCAUUGAAAAUCAAUUACUUACAGGAAUGUAUUAUGGAUUUGUGGUACUACUGUCUCUCUUCAAUAUGAAAGCCGUAACCCAAAAAGUAUAUCCGAUUAUCUGGCCACUUCUCAUGACUUCUGUGGUUCAACAGCUUCAAAUAAUAUUCUCAUUUGGACGUUUACAUCUAGCCAUUGUUUGUGUGAAUUGUGUUCAUCAUCUACUGGCGAACUGUGUGCUUUUGUUUCGUAAAAUGCAAAAGAAAUUCAAAGUCUUACAGAGAAGCUGGUUAUUAUUUACAAUGAUGCUUCUGGAUAUUCCUCUAUCAAUCUAUUUUCAUCUUGUCACAUUGGAAAGGGAAAAAGAUUAUAGGGGAUGGAUCUCAGUCAUUUUAUUUAUCCAAGCCCUGAAGAUGAUUGUGUUCUUCGAAUGCAGUUUUCAUGCAAAAUGUUCACGAAUGCAGAGACAUCAGGACAAUGCAGAACAACUUAGAGGAAGCCUUGGUACUACAGAGAUAACAUUGCCUCUCUGCAGUGUUGUUGUGUACAUGUUUGGAGCAGUUGGUCUUGUUUUGCUGAAUUCUGCUGCACUUAUGACAGAACUUAUUUUGAAAGCACGUAAUGGUGAACGUUUGAUGAAAGAUCUUAGAGUCAUCGUCUUUCCUUCGGAGGGUAUUUUUGUCUUAUUCCUGCUGGUUUUACAAAUGCAUGCUUUCUGGAAAGUUAAUAAGACUGAUAACGCGUCUCAAAGAUAUGGACAAGAUCUCGAGAACGCAGAAGCCCAUGAAAUGGAGACACUGUCUGGACCUGAUACUGGGGUUUUAUAGGAACGUCAAUAAUGAACAAGCUGUUCCUCAUCUAUCCUUUGACAGUAAGAUACAUUUCUCAGGAGUGAGCUCCUUGAAGUGGAUCGGGAGACAUUCUACAUCUUUGUUUUAAGUGUGUUUGUUUACUGUUAUUUAAAACUUCUCACACAAAUGUAAAUGGUUUCUAACAUCAGUAUGAGAAACUGUAAAGUUUAGUCUAAAGCUAAUUUAUAUAAAGGAAUUUGGUACUAUGGCCCAACGACAUUUCAUUUAGGAUUAUUGACUGUGAAAAGGGGGAAAGGAUAACGCACAAAAUUAAACCAUAAGGGGAGAGAACAUUAUCAAUGCACAGGAAUGAUUUUACUCUUAUGUAGACAAUGAGAAAUAAAAAGAGCCGUUACAAGUUUAAAGUGAUGAUUAGAAAUGAGAAAAUUGGCUUUGUAUAGAAUAUUUUCAAAAAAUAAUGGUCAGUCAAAGUGAAAUUAGCUUACAAUACGGUAUGGUGGUUUGAUAUUAGUCCAGGAAUUAGAUGCCCAAUUUUACAUAGGCAGACAAAUCAAUUAUAGUCAUCUGGUGGAUGAGCUACAGGUGUUCAUACAUUAUGAUCUUUAUGACUCUGUGGUAAGGCAUUGGGUUAGAAGAAUAAAAGGUCAUGGGUUUGAUUGUCAGGGAACACAUGUACUAAUAAUAUGUAUAGCUUGAAUGCGCUGUAAGUCUUAUAAAUGCAUACAUUAAAUAGUAAAUGGCAAGGGAGAUAAAAUGAGGUCAAUAAAGCAAUUGAACAACUCUUCGGCAGUUUUAUAAAUUUACAAUUUACGUUUGUCACUUUUUUAUUUUGUCUCUAUUUGUCUAUUGAACAUGUUAGAAGAAUAUUUUGUUUUGUAUAAACUUUAAACUUUAUAACUUGAAGCUUUGUUUUGAUUUGAUUUUGUAUUAUACAGUAUUACAUUUGUUUCUAUUUGUAAGAUAUUUAGUAGUACAUGCGUGCUUUAGCAUGUUUAACUUUAUUUUUGU